Messenger RNA from Tripterygium wilfordii, 1173 nucleotides. RefSeq names its product photosystem I assembly factor PSA3, chloroplastic. Gene Ontology annotation, biological process: photosystem I assembly. Bases 100 to 960 code for a protein of 286 amino acids. The transcript is spliced from 3 exons. The record is from RefSeq and is a predicted model, not a curated record. Lineage: Eukaryota; Viridiplantae; Streptophyta; Magnoliopsida; Celastrales; Celastraceae.
UAUAGUAUCAUACAUUAUCCGCACAGAAUCCUUCACCUGCUGGAUAACAUAUAUAAACGGGUGGCCAUUACUGCUAAGGACCUUCCACAUUUCACGGCCAUGGUGGUUGUGACAUCAACUUCACCUUCUUCCCUUUCUCUUCGCACUCAAAUUUCCACUCCCUUCAGACCUAUUUCGCCUCUCCUGUUACACUUCCACAAAUUAUACUGCAACCCAAAAAGAACGUCACGCACCCAAAGAUCCUAUGGACCCUUGUCUGUCAGAGCAUACAUGGAGAACCAGAACUCCAUAUCCAGUUUUGCAAAUAAAGUCAUCGGUGCUCUCCCCGUUAUUGGCCUUGUAGCCCGAAUCUUCAGCGAUGAAGGCGGUGUUGGUGGGGAUAUUAUCGACUUUGCGGAGUUCAGAAGACGAGUAGGCAAGAACUGCACUGUAAAUGAUUCCAGAGCUUUCUAUGAAUUCCAGGAGCGGCGAGGCCGGGCAGGGGAGCCUUUGUAUGUGUUACUAUCUUGCUGGCUAGCAGCAGUUGGUGCUGGUCUUCUCAAAUCUGAGGAGAUUCUGGAGGGCGUAGCGAGGAUUCGUAUAUCAAAUGACAUUGAAUUUGAAGAGCAGACUUUCAUUGCCUUGAUGAAUGAAGCAAGAGAGAAACGAGCACGACUAAAUGUUCCGACUCCUGCUGUACCCUUGGAGGUUCGAGCAGAAAAAGCUCUUGAUGCUAUUCACGUCUGCUGCUUCGGGAAGGAUCAAAUAGAAGAAAAAGAUGAGGAACUGCUAUGUAUCAUGCUUACUGCUGUAUUCCCUUCAGUUAAGCAGUCAGAGAUAGAAAGGAUUAUCAAAGACAAGGCCACAAAAAUCGCGGAGGGCAGGGAUGAGAUCAAUAUUCCAGAGCCAACUCCACUUCCAAAAGAAGCUGUACAAAUGCAAAUGAAGGACCUCCAGUUCCUCAAGCAAAAUGAGUCCUGAAAGGAGUGCUUCCCGGGAGCCGCUCAAUUGAAAAUUAUAGAUGAAAGUCGAUGCAGUUUAGAAUUCUAAUCCUGUAUUUACGGUUCCAAAUGAGAAUUUUACCCUUUCAAAUGGGAACUGAGAUGCAUGAUUUUAGAACAGAUCAAUUUAUACUUUUGCCUUCAGCCCAUCAGUCUGCAUCAGAUGAGUGCUUUUAUAUUCCCUGUUUCUCUA